AAAAUAAACAUCAUUUCGUGACCUGCACGGUCCACAGUUCCACACUCCAUAUCGCUUCUUCAGUCUUUCUCCUGACAAGUACGCAAGAGGAGAUUUCGAACAUGUCAAAGAAAAGAGGCCUUUCUUUGGAAGACAAACGUGAGCAGAUUCUUAAAAUCUUCUAUGAAUCUCAAGAUUUCUUCCUUCUUAGAGAACUAGAGAAGUUGGGCCCCAAGAAAGGUGUUAUCAGUCAGUCUGUGAAAGAUGUUGUGCAAAGUCUGGUGGACGAUGACCUUGUUUUGAAGGACAAGAUAGGCAUCUCUGUUUACUUUUGGAGUCUUCCGAGUUGUGCUGGAAAUCAGCUGAGGAAUGUGCACCGCAAACUAGAAUCUGAUCUUGAAAUCAGUACAAAAAGGCUUGCAGAGCUUAUGGACCAGAGGGAUGGAUUAAAGAAGGGCAGAGAGGAAUCUGAUGAGCGAGGGCAGGCCUUGGAUGAACUGAAAGCCAUUGAAGGCAAGUAUAACGAGCUGAAGGACGAAUUGGGGAGAUAUGCUGACAAUGAUCCAGCUGCACUUGAAGCAAUGAGUAAUGCAAUUGAGGUUGCCCAUGCAUCAUCUAACAGGUGGACAGACAAUAUCUUCACACUAAGGCAGUGGUGUUCAAACAAUUUUCCCGAAGCCAAAGAACAGCUUGAACACAUGUACAGGGAGGUGGGAAUAGCAGAUGACUUUGAUUAUUUGGAGGCCUCAGUGUUGCUUCCACCCAACGUAGUAGGUGAUUAGAUCCUAAAGGGUGUAUCAAAAUGAGUAACUAUAGAUCAAGGAAUAGCUUAUGUGCUCAUGCUGGCUGCCCUGGUGCUUACCUACAUCAUUCAUUGAAACUCUUUAAAGGCAAAGAUGUGGAAAGAGAGAUUGAU
This is a messenger RNA of Telopea speciosissima, 895 nucleotides long. RefSeq names its product meiotic nuclear division protein 1 homolog. Gene Ontology annotation, cellular component: nucleus. Bases 102 to 761 code for a protein of 219 amino acids. The record is from RefSeq and is a predicted model, not a curated record. Gene Ontology annotation, biological process: reciprocal meiotic recombination. The transcript has 11 exons. Gene Ontology annotation, molecular function: double-stranded DNA binding. NCBI's taxonomy places the organism in Eukaryota, Viridiplantae, Streptophyta, Magnoliopsida, Proteales, Proteaceae.